AUGCAGGAACUUUUUGCUCGUUUUGGGGUCCCCAAGUCUAUUACCAACGAUGGAGCCAAGUGUUUCACAGGUACGGAAUUCAAUACGUUCUGCGUUAACGGGAACAUAAAACACUUGGCGGGAGCUCCAUUCCGCCCGGAAACAAACGGGGCAGCCAAAUCAGGGGUUAAAAUAGUGAAAAACUUCUUUAAAAAAAACCAAACAACCAGCGCGACGUUAAUACAGAAAUUCCUAUUACUUUACCGCAAUACACCGCACUCGGCAACGCGCCAGACACCGGCAAAAUUAUUACUUGGACGUAGCACCCGUACACAGUUCGAUAUGUUGAUUCCCAGUACAAAGGACGUGGUUAGUGAUCACCAGGAUUCACAAAUCAAACGUCACGGUAAACGACAGCACGAAAUCCAACAGGGAGACACAGUGGCCGUGCGUGAUUAUCGGACGAGUGAAAACAAGUGGUCGAUAGGGACUGUUACGAAAAAUGUGGGAAAACAAGCGUUUGAGGUGGAUACCGAGGCGGGCACUUGGAAGCGACACAUAGAUCAGACCAUUAAAAUACCAAAUAGGGACUCAGGAGUGUUGGAAGCCGAAUGUAGCGUAAACCCACCCGACCCAAGGGGGGAAAUAGUUCCAGAGGGGACAGGGAAGGAUACAGACGGGCCAGACAGGGAACCCGAGACAAUCUCAACCGGACGUGCUCGCCCGACUAGAAUGAAAAGAUCGCCCGACCGCUAUACAACAGUAGAUUUUAGGAAAUAA
Messenger RNA from Acyrthosiphon pisum (pea aphid), 759 nucleotides. RefSeq lists its product as uncharacterized. NCBI's taxonomy places the organism in Eukaryota, Metazoa, Arthropoda, Insecta, Hemiptera, Aphididae. Gene Ontology annotation, molecular function: nucleic acid binding. The transcript has a single exon. The record is from RefSeq and is a predicted model, not a curated record. Bases 1 to 759 code for a protein of 252 amino acids. Gene Ontology annotation, biological process: DNA integration.